AUGACCGUGAAGCUCUUCAAGAACGCCCUCUUCUUCAGAGCCCAGGCCGAGGAGCUUGAUGCUACCUCGCUGCACAAGCAGGACUUAACAGACACAUCAGCACUGCCAAAUCGUUUCGCUGAAUGCCUCGUAGUACAGGACAGCAAGAUCGCAUACGUCGGUGAUGUCGAAAGCGUUCCCGCCGAGCUUGUGCAGCAAGCCGAACAAGUUGAUCUUGGCGGCGGAAAGCUCGUCGUGCCAGGCUUCAUCGAUGGUCACACGCAUCUGCUAAACUUCGGCCAGUCGCUCAACAAAGUUGACAUCGGCAAGUGCAAGACUCUCGCCCAGAUCCAACAGAAGAUCAAGAAAGCAGCAGAAUCCAAGCCAGAUGCACCACGCAUCCUCGCAUCCGUAUGGAUGCAGAACAGCACUGAUGGCAAGGCACUGGCAUCUUGGAUCGAUCAAGUUGUUCCUGAUCGUCCUGUCUACAUCGAGUCGUUCGACCUCCAUUCGCACUGGUGCAACACAGCAGCACUCGACGAGCUCGGGAUCGCGGAUGACACUCCUAAUCCAGAAGGAGGCGAGAUCGUCCGUGACCCAAAGACAGGCAAAGCUUCCGGUCUCUUGCUUGAAAUGGCCAAUAUCAUCUUGGUCUGGCCUAAGCUCGCCAACCUUGCGACAAAGGAGGAGCAGGAAACAGCCUUCCUCCGUGGAUGUGAUGCUUAUCACAAGAGUGGCUUCACCGGAGGUAUCGACAUGGCUCUUGACCCGCUUGCAUUAGACUGCAUUCUCCGUGUCAAGGCCAAGAUGAACGGUCGUCUGCCGAUCCGUGUUGCAGCACACUGGUUUGUUCGCCCCGAAAGCAACUUGCAAGCCUGCAUCGAUCAAGUCAAGCACGCGCAUGAGCUCAGCAAGAAGCACAACGACGAGUGGUUCCGUGUCGUCGGCAUCAAGCUAGUCUGCGAUGGCGUUAUCGACAGCUGUACUGCCGCACUCAAAGAGCCGUACUACAACAAGACCAAUGCAGAGACCAUGUGGCCACUCAAAUUGCUUUCUUCUGUGGUACAGUACGCCGACUCGGUCGACCUUCAAUGUGCUAUUCAUGCUAUCGGCGAUCUUGCAGUGCACACUGCCGUUGAAGCUAUUGCGGCCCUAGAAGAGAAGCUGGCGGAGAAAGGUCUGUCGAUUCGGGAUCGUCGACAUCGUAUCGAACAUCUUGAGUUGACCGACCCCAAGGACGUCGAGAAGCUCGGUCGGCUGGGUAUCACUGCGAGUAUCCAGGGUGUUCACUGCGACCCCAGCAUCAUGGAAGGAUGGUGUAAGAUGCUAGGUGACAACUUUAACGAGGGGCGAUGUGCGAGAGCGUUUGCUUUCCGCGAAUUUGUCGAAGCUGGUGCACCCAUAGCACUUGGUUCGGAUGCGCCAACUGCUCAUCACUGGAUCCUGCCAAAUCUGUAUACUGCUGUGACGAGACGGUCUGGGAGAGAGCCCGGAAUGGAGGGCAAGACAACACCACAGUUCGCGCUACCGCUUGCUACGGCGAUGGCAGCGGCGAGCUACGGUGCUGCGCACAGUUGCAAGGCUGAGGGUUGGUCAGGGACGUUGGAGAAAGGCAAGAGCGCUGAUUUCGUUAUCGUGGACACGGAUCUGUUCAAAGAUUACAAGGAGGGAGAUGAGGAGCAGAUCAUCUUGAAAACAAAGAUCUUGCAGACCUGGCUUGUUGGAGAGAAGGUUUAUCAAAGGACGUGA
Molecule: messenger RNA, 1728 nt
Organism: Ustilago hordei
Lineage: Eukaryota; Fungi; Basidiomycota; Ustilaginomycetes; Ustilaginales; Ustilaginaceae
Exons: 1
Coding region: 1-1728 (575 amino acids)
Molecular function (GO): hydrolase activity, acting on carbon-nitrogen (but not peptide) bonds
Source: RefSeq, a predicted model, not a curated record